Endocarpon pusillum Z07020 is the source of this 786-nucleotide messenger RNA. RefSeq lists its product as uncharacterized. The transcript is spliced from 3 exons. The record is from RefSeq and is a predicted model, not a curated record. Bases 1 to 786 code for a protein of 261 amino acids. NCBI's taxonomy places the organism in Eukaryota, Fungi, Ascomycota, Eurotiomycetes, Verrucariales, Verrucariaceae.
AUGGCGUCAAUUGAUCAGACUGAGCAUGCUACUCCAACAUCACCUCAGAAUGUCCCCAGAUCGGCUCAACCACAACCGGGCCUACACACUUCAUCUACACCCGUCGAGAUGUCAUCGUUACCUUCGAAUAAUAACCUGAGGGAAGCACAGUCGACAGCCGAGAGACAAACCGCCGAGUCGUUGGAACCAGGGAAAGUUCGAUCCGACCCGGUAGAUACAUCAAGGACAGGGCAGAACACACAAAUCUCUGGCUCAGCGCUUCCAUCAUCUCCAACCACGUCAGCUACCCCCACUCAGUUGACCCGCCUCAAGUCAACAGCAAUUGGGCCCUCGUCGGAUGAACCCAUACCCGUGCCGAAGGAUGUUGAGGAAACAGGACCAGUGUUGAUGAUCACGCUUUUAUUGAUCAAUGGUGCGCGACAUCCAUUUAAGCUCGAUGCAAAGUAUUUGAACAAACGAAAUGUGGAAGUGCAAGGCAAUGAUCCGUUCAAUCUAAGCGUUUAUAAAUUAAAGGAGCUCAUCUUGAGAGAAUGGCGAGAAGAAUGGGAAGCCAAACCGUCAAGUCCGGGUUCGAUAAGACUGAUAUCAUUUGGGAAGCUCCUUGAUGACAAGGCGCCUCUGAGAGACUCGAAGCUCAACCAUGACACACCCAACGUCGUGCACAUGACCGUCAAGCCCCAAGACAUGCUCGACGAAGAGGAAGCCGCAGCCAAAGGCGGCAAAAGCGGAAGCAGGCACGGUGAUGGCGACGAGAGAAGUCCAGGAUGUCGAUGCGUGAUUCUUUGA